CUGAAUCGGACAAACCUCCGGCGACAACUAAAGCAGCUCUUAUCUGAGGCUUUUGACAUAACUAAGCUUUGUUACAUGAGUCUCUAUCCAUCUACAGAAUUGCUGUCUAUAUCCUCUUCUCGAGUCUGUCUGUCUAUGGUCGAAACCCAGGUAAGUUGUCCUGAAGCUGCUUUAUAAUGGGUGAAUCUUUCACGAUUCAGAUUAGCAGCAACUUAGUCAAACAGCUCGCUGACGAUGGUGAGAAAUCGAAGAGAAAAACUAAGAGAUCCAAACCAAAGCUACCAAGGGAACCCCAGACAAAGGUACAUCAGAAGCCGAUUUCUAGUGAUUCUGAAAUUCCCAAAGUGACUGCUCCUUUGGGUUGGCCAGUCCAGCCUCCACUAUUCAUUCCAGCAUCCCCUCCUCCACAUUCUGCUAUUGCAGAGUUGGAUGCCAUCCGCUCUGCUGUUAAAGAAAGUGAGAAAGUUUUGGAGAGGUUGCAAAAGCAAGAGGAUGUCAUGGUGCAGGAAGUAGCACAGAGAGCCAAGGAUCUCCACGACAAGGAGUUCAAGCUUCCGAACCAGAAGCCCCAGCCCUGUUUGACAGAACAAGAUGCUUGCUUUGAGUGCCACAAGGACCCUGUGAAGGACCCCUUGAAAUGUGCUGAUGUGGUGAAAAACUAUGCAGAUUGUGUUAGGAGAGCCAGACAGCAAGUCAGUUGAGCUGAUGAGUGGGCUACCUUAAAGGUACUUUUUGAAGCUUUAUACCGCGUACAAGCUAACUGAUUGUUUUAAAAGUGAUCCUGGUGGUUUUGUGGUGGUAAUAAACCCAAACUUAUGUCCCUAUACCUGGGUUACUUGUCAUGGAGGAGUUGUUUCGUGAUCGACUGUAUGAAGUUUUGCAUAACCAUUUUCCAUCUCGGAACUAUGUUCUAACUGGUUUGCAGAUGUUAGAUAAAUGGCUUUUGCCGAUUGUGAGUUAUACGAGGUAUUCGAUAUUUUGAUGCCAAA
Messenger RNA from Rhododendron vialii, 989 nucleotides. RefSeq lists its product as uncharacterized. Bases 177 to 701 code for a protein of 174 amino acids. The record is from RefSeq and is a predicted model, not a curated record. NCBI's taxonomy places the organism in Eukaryota, Viridiplantae, Streptophyta, Magnoliopsida, Ericales, Ericaceae. The transcript has 3 exons.